This is a messenger RNA of Osmerus eperlanus (European smelt), 1965 nucleotides long. Its product is annotated as organic cation/carnitine transporter 2-like. The coding region runs from base 1 to 1722 and encodes 573 amino acids. The record is from RefSeq and is a predicted model, not a curated record. Gene Ontology annotation, cellular component: membrane. Gene Ontology annotation, biological process: transmembrane transport; quaternary ammonium group transport. The transcript is spliced from 10 exons. Lineage: Eukaryota; Metazoa; Chordata; Actinopteri; Osmeriformes; Osmeridae. Gene Ontology annotation, molecular function: quaternary ammonium group transmembrane transporter activity.
AUGACAGACUAUGAGGAAAGCAUUGCCUUCCUCGGACAAUGGGGACCGUUCCAACAAACAGUGUUUUUUCUAUUGUGUUGUAGUGCAAUACCUAAUGGUUUUACCGGCAUGUCCAUUGUAUUCAUCGGAGACACACCGCCCCAUCGUUGCCUUAUUCCCGCGGAAAGCAACAUCAGUGCCGAAUGGAGGAACCACAGUAUUCCCUGGGAGGAAGAUCAAAGUGGAACUUUGUCUCUCAGCAAAUGCUCUCGGUUUCGACUGGAUGUCAUCAAAAACUUAUCGAAUAGUGGAUACGUCCCGGGGAUUGAUGUGAACGUCACUGAGUUACCCCUCGAGACAUGUCUGGAUGGAUGGAAGUACGACCAGGGGACGUACAUCUCUACUAUUGUCACCGAGUGGGACCUGGUUUGUGAUGAAAAGUGGAGGAACCCUUUGACCUCCUCAAUCUUCUUCUGUGGUGUCCUCACCGGUUCCUUCCUGUCAGGACAGCUGUCAGACAGGUUUGGGAGGAAGAUUGUGCUGUUUGUAACCAUGGGGGUCCAGACAGUGUUCACCUUCAUCCAGGUCUUCUCUCUGUCCUGGUCUAUGUUCUGUGGACUACACUUCAUCGUGGGCAUGGGGCAGAUCUCCAACUACGUGGCUGCCUUUGUCCUUGGCACGGAGCUGUUGAGCCCAGAAGUGCGGAUCGUGUUCUCCACCUUGGGGUUGUGUGUCAGCUUCGCCCUGGGCUACAUGCUCCUCCCUCUGGGGGCCUACCUUAUCAGGGAGUGGAGGAUGCUGCUGCUGGUUCUUACCCUGCCUGGCGUCCUAUAUGUGCCGUUGUGGUGGUUCAUCCCAGAGUCCCCCCGGUGGCUGCUCUCUCAGGGCAGAGUGGAGGAAGCCGAGGCCAUACUGAGGAGAGCUGCCAGACAGAACCGAGUUCAGGCUCCUGACGUCAUCUUUCAGCCUCCACAGAUGGAGCUGGCGUCUGGGAAGUUAGAAACCUACAACAUCUGUGACCUGUUGCGUUCUAGGAACAUCUGUUGGGUCUCAGUCACCCUGUGGAUUGUCUGGACUGUCAUGUCCAUCGGCUACUUCGCCCUGUCCCUCAACACGUCCAACCUUCAUGGCAGCUCCUACCUCAACUGCUUUGUGUCGGCGGCCAUCGAGGUACCGGCCUACCUGCUGGCCUGGCUCCUGUUCCGCUUCUGCGGACGACGGCCUUCCCUCUGCUGGACACUGUUCCUGGGAGGAGUGAUGAUGUUUUUUACCCACCUCCUACCUCCAGGCCUGAGCUGGAUUUCCACGACUCUGGAAAUGUUGGGGAAGUUUGGCGUGACGGCGGCUUUUUCCAUCUUGUACGCCUUCACAGCGGAGCUCUACCCCACUGUCCUGAGAAACACAGCCGUGGGGGUGUGCUCCAUGGCAUCCCGCGUUGGCAGCAUCUCAGCGCCGUACUUCAUAUACCUAGGGGAGUACGACAAGUCCCUUCCCAACAUCCUGAUAGGUGGUCUGACCAUUCUGUCCGGACUGCUCAGUCUGCUGCUGCCAGAGAGCCACGGCGUGCCUCUUCCCGACACCGUCGACCACAUGCAGAGCUUCCCUGGGUGUAAAAAGCGAGAGGUGUGUAAAUGCACCUGUCCAUCAGGAGAGGAGGACGAGCGAGCCAUGGAGAUGUCGCGACAGCUAACACUCAAAAGCCCCUCAGCUGACCCAUGUAUUUAUCUGUCACAUGAUCUCUGAACAUACUGUUAGCUAUAGUGUGAAUCUCUAUGGUCGCUUAGCAGAUGGUUGACUUACUAGCUCUGUUUUUGUCUGUAAUCUAUCCAUCCAGUAGAGAACACUUAUGUUCACUUAUAAUUGACAGUAAAGUGGUUUCUUUGUUUACCUCACUCCCAAAUGACAGAAAAUGAAAUAGAAUACAGUAUCUUUAUUUCAAAGACAUGACACUAAUAUAUAUAUAUUGGAAUACUACAUAUCAUAUGU